Molecule: messenger RNA, 1824 nt
Organism: Oryzias latipes (Japanese medaka)
Lineage: Eukaryota; Metazoa; Chordata; Actinopteri; Beloniformes; Adrianichthyidae
Source: RefSeq, a predicted model, not a curated record
ACUGCUUCUAAUCAUAUGAUGCAUAACUGAACUUCUGCAUAACCUACAGUGCAAACACCCAAAAUAUUAAAUCCAUCAAAAAUAAUGAUAGUCCACUAGAGUUUUAAUUACUUGCUUGAAAAAGGGAGGAAGUGAACCUUUGCAAACCUGCCCACAAACACAUGGUUUCUUUUUUUGUGCAUUAUAGUUUUAUUUAUCUUCCUUCUUUGUCUUGACUGAAAUUGGUAUUCAAGAAUAAUAAAAGGUUUAAUAUUCUUUGCAGGAAUAACAGACUCUAACCAUAAACAAUGACUCAGAGGAGAAAUAUUUAAAACAAGAUAUAUUAUCAGUUCUUUUAUGUGAUAAACAUUUUUAUCAAACUUGGUAAUUGGAACAUUGGAUGUUGGACCAUGGAUACGUUCCUUUGUAGAGGCUAAAAAAUAAUGUUUAUUGUGAUUUAGUCUAAAUAUUUUGUUGAAUUUGUGACAAUCAACCUCCUUGAAAAGAAAUUGUAUUGAAGCAAUUUUUUUUGGGGGGGGGGAAAUAAAACUGUCUUUAUUCUGUCUUUUACUAGUUUUUCUUUUUAAGAGCCUUAAAAGCAGCUGACUCAUUUGAGUUCUUUUUUUUUUUCAUGCUACUCCCAUCAGCUUUCAACACAGCUCUUACACUCUAAUCUGAAAUUGUUCGGAUUAAUGGGGCGGCCAACCCUUUAUCCAUAAUUCUGUUUCCCCUCCUCCAGUUCCUUGCUGUCCCACACACACAGACACACACACACACACACACCCUCCCACACAAAGCCUCAGUCCUGCCAGACUAGUCAUUUUGAGAAGUACAACGUUUGAAAGGCUGAAAGAGAAAGAGGGUGUGUCCCAAUACAAGGAAUCGCAGAUGACAAGGCGGGGUGUGACAGAUAAACCGUGGAAGCCCUGCUUUUAGGUUUGGUGUGUGCGAGCAACAAGGGUUAGACAGAAACAUGAUAGCGAGUCAGAGCCAGAGCCAGAGUUCGGCAGCACAAGGUCGUUUCAGCCCAGAUAUGACCGAGCGCUCCCACCCCAGCCCGUCACUCUCCACCACCCUGCUGCCGUACCAUAGCAUCACACCAAACGUCUCAAAGCUCAUCAGGACGGCCCAGUAGGAUUUAAUGUGGCAUCAUUCACCUGCCGCAGUUCUCAGUGGACCAAUAGGAUCUGGGACUGCAGCAAAUGCGCUAAGAGGAGUCGCUGUGCACAGCAGCGGUGCAUGUGAUUGCCUUCACCUCCUUGUACUCUAUGGAGCUGCAGGCGUGGGAUGCGAUGGACCUAACAUGGAAUUUGGGCUUUUAAGAGACAUCUGAGAGCAGAAAGGGAAUAAAACUCUGAGAGGAGGACCAAGAAAGAACAGGGAGGGAGGCUAAGAGGGUGAUGGGAAACAUCAACAAAACUUCCAAAAAGAACAGUAAAAGGGAGAAGGAAGCGUCCCCCACAGAGCGAAGUGGUGUCCCAGUGGCUUCAGCCAUGCUGGGUCCCCUGGGAGGGACGGGGGAGGUGGACACCGACGAGGAGGAGGAGGAGGAGGAAGGAGGGAGCGGUCGUGCGUUUGAUGACCCCUUGUGCACUCUGGUUAAGAACUGCAACAUGUUGCACAACAUAGUCGGGCCUGCUUGCAUCUUCCUCAGACAGGGCCUCGCGCAAAGCCAACUUGACAGAGAUCUACGGCCAGAAGAAAUGGAAGAGCUGCGUGAGGCCUUCAAGGAGUUUGACAAAGACAAAGAUGGCUUCAUCACUUGUAAGGACCUGGGCGAGUGCAUGAGGACAAUGGGAUACAUGCCAACUGAGAUGGAGCUGAUAGAGCUCAGCCAGCAGAUCU